Capra hircus (goat) is the source of this 17637-nucleotide messenger RNA. RefSeq names its product dynein axonemal heavy chain 17 (gene DNAH17). Gene Ontology annotation, biological process: microtubule-based movement. The transcript has 80 exons. Bases 1 to 13392 code for a protein of 4463 amino acids. The record is from RefSeq and is a predicted model, not a curated record. Gene Ontology annotation, cellular component: dynein complex. Lineage: Eukaryota; Metazoa; Chordata; Mammalia; Artiodactyla; Bovidae. Gene Ontology annotation, molecular function: dynein intermediate chain binding; ATP binding; dynein light intermediate chain binding.
AUGACGAUUCCCUCGGACGUCAGACUGGAGUAUAUGGAGAGUGUCACUUCCCUCAUCCUGAAGUUCAAGCCGGACAAAUGGAGUAAAAUGAUUGGGAUGGAAGAGAACAUGGCUUUGUUCACCGACUUCUUCGAGAAGCCAGAUGUUCUGGUUCUGGUGUUGACGCUCAACCCUGCCGGCAUGAUCAUACCCUGCCUGGGCUUCCCGGCCUCCCUCAAGUCCAAAGGGGUGUACUUCGUCAAAAAGAGGCCUGAGAACAUCGGCAAGGACAACUACAAGGAACGCCUGGUCUACGGGGACAUGAGCCCCACGCCUGUGGACCAGCUGAUCGCCACUGUGGAGGAGGUCCUCUACUCCCUGUUAAACCAAAGUGAAAACAUGAGCGGCUGGCCCAGCGUGGUCUCAGAGGACAUUGUGAAGCAAGUCCACAAGCUGAAGAACGAGAUGUUUGUGAUGAGUGGCAAGAUCAAGGGGAAGACCCUGCUGCCCAUCCCGGAGCACCUGGGCAGUCUGGAUGGCACGCUGGAGUCCAUGGAGAGGAUCCCCUCCUCCCUGGACAACUCGCUGCUGCACGCCAUCGAGACCAUCAUCAUUGACUGGUCCCACCAGAUCCGGGACGUGCUGAGCAAGGACUCGGCCCAGGCCCUGCUGGACGGGCUGCACCCCCUGCCCCGAGUCGAGUUCGAGUUCUGGGAUGCCCGGCUGAUGAACCUCAAGUACAUCUACGAGCAGCUCAAUAGGCCCAAAGUGAAUAAAAUAGUUGAGAUCCUGGAAAAAGCCAAAAGUUGCUACUGGCCAGCCCUGCAAAACGUGUACACGAAUGUCACCGAAGGCCUGAAGGAAGCCAGUGAUAUCGUUCUGUACCUGAAGCCCCUGAGGAUCCUGCUGGAGGAGAUGGAACAGGCCGACUUCACGGCGCUCCCAACCUUCAUCACCAAGGUGCUAUACACCAUCUGCUUCAUCUGGGCCACCUCCGAGCACUACAAUACACCCUCCAGGAUCAUUGUCAUACUGCAGGAGUUCUGCAACCAGCUCAUCGACAUGACGCGGACCUUCCUGAGCCCUGAGGAGGUGCUGAAAGGCCUGCAGGGGGAAAUUGAGGAGGUUCUGAUCGGCAUCUCUCUGUCCGUGAAUGUCCUGAAGGAGCUGUACCGGGCCUACGACUUCUGUUGUGCAAACAUGAAGCUUUUCUUCAAGAACAACAAGGAGCCGGUGCCUUGGGAAUUCCCUUCUUCUCUUGCCUUUUCCAGAAUAAAUUCCUUCUUCCGCCGCGUCCAGACCAUCGAGGAUCUUUAUAAAACAGCCAUCGAGUUUCUGAAGCUGGAGAAGAUUGAGCUCGGGGGCGUGAGGGGAAACAUUCUCGGAAGCCAGGUGGCCCAGAUCUAUGACGAGGUCUUCGAGCUGGUGAAGGUUUUCGCCGACUGCAAAUAUGAUCCCCUGGACCCCGGAGAUUCGAGUUUUGAUGAUGACUACGCUGAUUUCGAGACCAAAAUUCAAGAUCUGGAUAGGAGGCUGGCCACCAUCUUCUGCCAAGGGUUUGAUGACUGCAAUUCUAUUGAGUCCAGUGCAAAGCUUCUGCACAUGUGUGGGGGCCUCUUGGAACGGCCUCUGAUUCUCACUGAGGUGGUGCCCAGGUACUCGGUCAUGCUGGAGCUGUUUGACACUGAGCUGGACAACACCAAGAUCCUGUAUGACGCCCAGAUCGCGGCCUCAGCAGACGGCAACAUCCCCCCCAUUCACAAAAACAUGCCCCCCGUGGCCGGACAGCUCAAGUGGAGCCUGGAGCUGCAGGAGAGGCUGGAGGCGCCCAUGAGGGACCUCAAGCACAUCGACCACCCGGUCAUGUCCAGUGUGGAGGCCAAGCUAAUCUACCAGAAAUAUGAUGAGAUGAUGGAGCUGCUGAGAAGCUACCGCGAGAGGAUCUACCAGCAGUGGGUGGCGGGGGUGGACAAGGACUGCCACUUCAACCUGGGGCAGCCCCUGAUCCAGCGGGACCCUGUCACCAAUCUCAUCCGGGUCAACUUCAGCAAAGCGUUGGUGGCUGUGCUGAGAGAGGUCAAGUACCUGAGCUUUCAGCAGCAGCAGGACAUCCCCAGGAGCGCCGAGAACCUGUUCUCCCAGCACGAAACCUUCCGGAAGUUCGUGGGCAACUUGGAGCUCGUUGUUGGCUGGUACAAUGAGAUAAAGACCACCGUGAAGGACGUAGAAUUUCCACUGAUAAAGUCAGAAUUGGAAGCAAUCGAUGUCAAAUUAUUGAAUGCUGAGACGACACUGUUCUGGAAUGGCGAAGGUGUGUUUGAAUAUAUUCAAGAGAUGCGAGAAAUUCUCCACAACUUGCAGAACAGAAUACAAAAAGCAAAGCAAAACGUAGAGGGGAUUUCCCAGGCCAUGAAGGACUGGUCAGCCAACCCGAUGUUUGAAAGGAAGGACAAUAAGAAAGAGGCUCUGUUAGACUUGGACGGGAGGGUGGCCAACCUCAGCAAGCGCUACGCCGCAGUCAAGGAUGCUGGCCUGAAGAUCCAGGCCAUGGUUGCGGAAAAUGCAGAACUCUUCAGAGCGGAUACGACAAGCCAGUCCUGGAAGGAUUACGUCAACUACAUUGACAGCAUGGUCUUAGAUGAAUUUGACCAAUUCAUUCGCAAGUCUCUAAGUUACCUGAUGGACAACAUGGUUGCAGAUGAGAGCGUCGCGCCGCUGUUCGAGGUCCGCAUGGAGCUGGAGGAGGACGGACUGGUCUUCAAUCCAUCCCUGGAGGUGGGCGGGGACCGAGGCUUCCUGGCGCUGAUCGGGAGCCUGGUCACCGACAUCUACAACGCAGCCAAGCUCAUCCCCAGACUGGCCAAGGGCAGGAUGCACUAUAAGACCGACCUGGAAGACAUGACGGACCUCAUAGAGAUGCGGGAGGAGAUUUCCAACCUGGUCAUCAGUGCCAUGAAGGAGGCCGAGGAGUACCAGGACUCCUUCGAGCGCUACUCCUACCUGUGGACGGACGACCCCCAGGAGUUCAUGAAGAACUUCCUCACUUACGGGUGCGCCAUCAGCCGGGAGGACCUGGACGGCCACCCUGAGGAGACCCUCCCCAAGACGCCGCCCACCCUCGCCCAGUUCCAGCAGCAGAUCGACUCCUACGAGAAGCUGUACGAGGAGGUGUCCAAGUGCGACAACACCAAGGUGUUCAACGGCUGGCUGCAGUGUGACUGCCGCCCCUUCAAGCAGGCCCUCCUCAACACCAUCAAGCGCUGGAGCCUCAUGUUCAAGCGGCACCUGAGCAACCACGUCAUCAGCAGCCUCGCGGACCUGGAAGCCUUCAUGAAAGUUGCCAGGAUGGGCUUAACGAAGCCCGUUAAGGAGGGGGAUUAUGAAGGCCUCGUGGAAGUGAUGGGGCAUCUGAUGAGGGUCAAGGAGAGGCAGACGGCCACGGACAACAUGUUUGAGCCUCUGAAGCAGACCAUCGAGCUGCUCAAGUCCUACGGGGAGGAGAUGCCCGAGGAGACGCACGUGAAGCUGCAGGAACUGCCAGAGCAGUGGACAAACACCAAGAAGCUGGCCAUCCAGGUGAAGCAGAACGUGUCGCCCCUGCAGGCCAACGAGGUCAGCAUCCUGAGGCGGAAGUGCCAGCAGUUUGAGCUCAAGCAGCACGAGUUCAGAGAGAGGUUCAGACAAGAAGCCCCGUUCACCUUCAGCGACCCCGACCCCUACAAGUCCCUCAGUAAGCAACAAAAGAGCAUCGCGGCCAUGGAGAGCAUCAUGGAGGCGCUGUGCAAGUCCGGGAGCCUCUUCGAGGUCAGCGUCCCGGACUACAAGCAGCUUAAGGCUUGUCACAAAGAGGUCCGCCUGCUGAAGGAGCUCUGGGACAUGAUCAUCAUGGUCAACACCAGCUUCGACGCCUGGAAGACCACCAAGUGGAAGGACAUCAACGUGGAGCAGAUGGACAUAGACUGUAAGAAGUUUGCCAAGGAUGUGAGGUCCCUGGACAAGGAGAUGAAGAGCUGGGAUGCCUUCGUGGGGCUGGACAACACCGUGAAGAACAUGAUCACGUCCCUGCGCGCCGUGAGCGAGCUGCAGAACCCCGCCAUCCGGGACCGCCACUGGCAGCAGCUCAUGCAGGCCACCCAGGUGAAAUUUGAAAUGUCAGAUGAGACCACCCUGGCAGAUUUACUCCAGCUGAACCUACACAAAUACGAGGAUGAGGUCCGAAACAUUGUCGACAAGGCCGUGAAGGAGUCUGGGAUGGAAAAGGUGCUGAAAGCCCUGGACAGCACCUGGUCCACCAUGGAGUUCGAGCACGAGCCGCACCCACGGACGGGCACCAUGAUGCUCAAGUCAGACGAGGUGCUGGUGGAGACGCUGGAGGAUAACCAGGUGCAGCUGCAGAACCUGAUGAUGUCCAAGUACCUGUCCCACUUCCUGAAGGAGGUGACCAGCUGGCAGCAGAAGCUGUCCACGGCGGACUCGGUCAUCUCCAUCUGGUUCGAGGUCCAGAGAACCUGGAGCCACCUGGAGAGCAUCUUCAUCGGUUCUGAAGACAUCCGCGCCCAGCUGCCGGAGGACUCCAAGAGCUUUGAUAACAUCGACGUGGAGUUCAAGGCCCUGAUGGAAGACGCGGUGAAAACACCCAAUGUGGUCGAAGCUACCAACAAGCCUGGCCUCUACGACAAACUUGAGGACCUGAAGAAGAGGUUGGCUGUGUGCGAAAAGGCCUUGGCUGAAUAUUUAGAGACAAAAAGACUGGCUUUCCCCAGGUUCUACUUUGUCUCUUCAGCUGACCUCCUGGACAUUCUCUCCAACGGAAAUGACCCCGUGGAGGUGAGCCGCCAUCUGUCCAAGCUCUUUGACAGCCUGUGUAAACUGAAGUUCCGCCUGGACGCCAGUGGGAAGCCGCUUAAGUUCGGCCUGGGCAUGUACAGCAAGGAAGACGAGUAUGUGGACUUUGACCAGGAGUGCGACCUCUCAGGGCAGGUAGAGGUCUGGCUGAACCGGGUGCUGGACAGGAUGUGCGCCACGCUCCGCCACGAGAUCCCCGAGGCUGUGGUGACCUAUGAGGAGAAACCGAGGGAGCAGUGGAUCUUUGACUACCCCGCCCAGAUCGCGCUCACAUGCACCCAAAUCUGGUGGACCACCGAGGUGGGCUUGGCGUUUGCCCGGCUGGAGGAAGGCUACGAAAAUGCCGUCAAAGAUUACAACAAGAAGCAGAUCAGCCAGCUGAACGCGCUCAUCACCCUGCUCAUUGGGAACCUCAGCGCAGGGGACAGAAUGAAGAUCAUGACCAUCUGCACCAUCGACGUCCACGCCCGGGACGUGGUGGCCAAGAUGAUCACCGCCAAGGUGGAGAGCUCCCAGGCCUUCACCUGGCAGUCCCAGCUGCGGCACCGCUGGGACGAGGAGCGGAAGCACUGCUUUGCCAACAUCUGCGACGCCCAGAUCCAGUAUUCAUAUGAGUACCUGGGCAACACGCCACGGCUGGUCAUCACCCCACUCACGGACAGAUGCUACAUAACCUUGACCCAGUCCCUCCAUCUGAUCAUGGGCGGAGCUCCUGCUGGCCCCGCCGGGACUGGCAAGACCGAGACGACCAAGGACCUGGGCAGAGCCCUGGGCACCAUGGUCUACGUCUUCAACUGCUCUGAGCAGAUGGACUACAAGUCCUGCGGAAAUAUCUACAAGGGCCUGGCCCAGACCGGAGCCUGGGGCUGCUUCGACGAGUUUAAUCGGAUCUCCGUGGAGGUCUUGUCCGUGAUCGCUGUACAGGUAAAAUGUGUCCAAGAUGCGAUUCGGGCCAAGAAGAAAACGUUUAAUUUCCUGGGAGAAAUGAUAAGUCUCAUCCCCACUGUCGGGAUCUUCAUCACCAUGAACCCGGGGUAUGCUGGGCGCACGGAGCUGCCGGAGAACUUAAAGGCCUUGUUCAGGCCCUGCGCCAUGGUGGUCCCCGACUUUGAACUGAUAUGUGAGAUCAUGCUGGUGGCCGAGGGCUUUCUGGAGGCCCGCCUUCUGGCCAGGAAGUUCAUCACACUCUACACCUUGUGCAAAGAGCUGCUGUCAAAGCAGGAUCACUACGACUGGGGCCUGCGAGCCAUCAAGUCUGUGCUGGUGGUCGCCGGCUCCCUGAAGAGGGGCGACCCCAGCCGGGCAGAGGACCAAGUGCUGAUGAGGGCACUCAGGGACUUCAACAUCCCCAAGAUCGUCACCGACGACCUGCCCGUGUUCAUGGGGCUCAUCGGGGACCUCUUCCCUGCCCUGGAUGUGCCUCGGAAACGGGACCUGAAUUUUGAGAAGGUCAUCAAGCAGAGCAUCAUGGAGCUCCAGCUGCAGGCAGAGGACAGCUUCGUGCUGAAGGUGGUGCAGCUGGAGGAGCUGCUGCAGGUCCGGCAUUCAGUGUUUGUCAUCGGGAACGCGGGCAGCGGCAAGUCCCAGGUGCUCAGGUCUCUGAACAAGACCUACCAGAACUUGAAGAGGAAGCCGGUGGCCGUGGACUUGGACCCCAAGGCUGUCACCUGUGACGAACUCUUUGGCAUCAUCAACCCGGCAACCAGGGAGUGGAAAGAUGGCCUCUUCUCCACCAUCAUGCGGGACCUGGCCAACAUCACUCACGACGGCCCCAAGUGGAUCGUGCUCGAUGGAGACAUAGACCCCAUGUGGAUCGAGUCUCUCAACACCGUCAUGGACGACAACAAGGUCCUCACCCUGGCCAGCAAUGAGCGGAUCCCCCUGAACCGCACCAUGCGGCUGGUGUUCGAGAUCAGCCACCUGAGGACGGCCACGCCGGCCACUGUCUCCAGAGCCGGCAUCCUGUACAUCAACCCUGCCGACCUGGGCUGGAACCCGGUGGUGAGCAGCUGGAUCGAGAGGCGCAAGGUGCAGUCAGAGAAGGCCAACCUGAUGAUCCUCUUCGACAAGUACCUGCCCACCUGCCUGGACAAGCUCCGCUUCGGGUUUAAGAAGAUCACGCCGGUGCCUGAGAUCACCAUCACCCAGAUGAUCCUCUACCUGCUUGAGUGCCUCCUCACCGAGAAGAACACACCCCCCGACUCCGCCAAGGAGCUCUACGAGCUCUACUUCGUGUUCGCCUGCUUCUGGGCCUUCGGGGGGGCCAUGUUCCAGGACCAGCUUGUAGAUUAUCGGGUCGAGUUCAGCAGGUGGUGGAUCAACGAAUUUAAGACGAUCAAGUUCCCUUCGCAGGGGACGGUCUUCGACUACUACAUAGACCCUGACACCAAGAAGUUCCUGCCGUGGACAGAAAAAGUGCCCGCCUUCGAGCUGGACCCUGACGUCCCGCUGCAGGCCUCGCUGGUGCACACCACGGAAACCAUCCGCAUCCGCUACUUCAUGGACCUGCUCAUGGAGAAGUCGUGGCCGGUCAUGCUGGUGGGGAACGCAGGGACGGGCAAGUCGGUGCUGAUGGGGGACAAGCUGGACAGCCUGAGCACCGACGACUACCUGGUGCAGGCCGUGCCCUUCAACUUCUACACGACCUCGGCCAUGCUGCAGGGGGUUCUCGAAAAGCCGCUGGAGAAGAAGUCAGGGCGGAACUAUGGACCGCCAGGCACCAAAAAGCUGAUCUACUUCAUUGACGACAUGAACAUGCCCGAGGUGGACAAGUACGGGACGGUGGCCCCCCACACCCUCAUCCGGCAACACAUGGACCAUGGGCACUGGUACGACCGACAGAAGCUGACGCUGAAAGACGUCCACAACUGUCAGUACGUGGCGUGCAUGAACCCCACUGCCGGCUCCUUCACCAUCGACCCCAGGCUUCAGCGCCACUUCUGCGUGUUUGCAGUGAGCUUCCCGGGCCAGGAGGCCCUCAUGAGCAUCUACAGCACCAUCCUGAGCCAGCACCUGUCCUACCGUUCGGCACCCUUUGCGGUCCAGAAGAUGAGCAGCCACCUGGUGGCCUCCGCCCUGGCCCUGCACCAGAAAGUGACAUCAACGUUUCUUCCCACGGCCAUUAAGUUUCAUUAUGUUUUCAACCUCAGGGACCUCUCCAAUAUUUUCCAGGGGCUCCUGUUCUCCACCGCAGAGAUCCUGAAAUUCCCACUGGACCUCGUCCGCCUCUGGCUGCAUGAGGCCGAACGUGUGUAUGGUGACAAGAUGGUGGACGAGAAGGACCAGGACACGCUGCGCAGGGUCACCAUCGCUUCCACCAAGAAGUUCUUUGACGAUCUCGGUGAUGAGCUCCUAUUCGCCAAACCAAACGUCUUCUGCCACUUUGCUCACGGGAUUGGAGACCCCAAAUACCUGCCGGUUACUGACCUGGCUCCUCUGAACAAGCUCCUGGUGGAAGUCCUGGACAGUUACAACGAGGUCAAUGCGGUCAUGAACCUGGUGCUGUUCGAGGACGCAGUGGCCCACAUCUGCAGGAUCAACCGCAUCCUGGAGUCCCCGCGGGGCAACGCCCUGCUGGUGGGGGUGGGCGGCAGCGGCAAGCAAAGCCUCUCCCGCCUGGCCGCGUACAUCAGCGCCCUGGACGUGUUCCAGAUCACCCUCAAGAAGGGCUACGGGAUCCCAGACCUCAAGCUCGACCUUGCUGCCCAGUACAUCAAGUCAGCCGUGAAGAACGUUCCCUCAGUGUUCCUGAUGACCGACUCCCAGGUGGCUGAGGAGCCGUUCCUGGUGCUGAUCAACGACCUGCUGGCCUCGGGGGAGAUCCCGGGGCUGUUCAUGGAUGAUGAGGUGGAGAACAUCAUCUCCUCCAUGCGGCCGCAGGUGAAGUCCCUCGGCCUGACAGACACCCGGGAGGUGUGCUGGAAGUUCUUCAUUGACAAAGUGCGCAGGAACCUGAAGGUGAUCCUGUGUUUCUCCCCCGUGGGCUCCGUCCUGCGAGUGAGGGCACGAAAAUUCCCCGCUGUGGUCAACUGCACGGCCAUCAACUGGUUCCACGAGUGGCCGGAGGACGCCCUGGUGUCCGUCAGCGCGCGCUUCCUUGAGGACACGGAGGGGAUUCAGCCGGAAGUCAAGGCCUCCAUCAGCCUCUUCAUGUCCUACGUGCACACGACUGUCAACGAGAUGUCCAAGGUGUACCUGGCCACCGAGAGGCGCUACAACUACACCACGCCCAAAACCUUCCUGGAGCAGAUCAAGCUGUACCAGAACCUGCUGGCCAAGAAGAGGAUGGAGCUGGUCGCCAAGAUCGAGAGGCUGGAGAACGGGCUGAUGAAGCUGCAGAGCACGGCCUCUCAGGUGGACGACUUAAAAGCGAAGCUGGCGGUUCAGGAGGCAGAGCUCAAGCAGAAAAAUGAGAACGCGGACAAGCUGAUCCACGUGGUGGGCGUGGAGACGGAGAAAGUCAGCAAGGAGAAAGCCAUUGCUGACGAGGAGGAGAUCAAGGUGGAGGUCAUCAACAAGAAUGUCACCGAGAAACAAAAGGCCUGUGAAACGGACCUGGCCAAGGCAGAGCCAGCCCUGCUGGCCGCGCAAGAGGCCCUUGACACCCUGAACAAGAACAACCUGACAGAGCUGAAGUCCUUCGGGUCCCCUCCGGAUGCCGUGGUCAAUGUCACGGCCGCUGUGAUGAUUCUGACUGCACCUGGGGGCAAGAUCCCCAAGGACAAAAGCUGGAAAGCUGCGAAAAUCAUGAUGGGCAAAGUGGACACCUUCCUGGACUCCUUGAAAAAGUUCGACAAGGAGCACAUCCCCGAGGCCUGCCUGAAAGCGUUCAAGCCCUACCAAGGCAACCCGACCUUUGACCCCGAGUUCAUCCGCUCCAAGUCCACGGCUGCCGCGGGCCUGUGCUCCUGGUGCAUUAACAUCGUCCGCUUCUACGAGGUCUACUGCGACGUGGCCCCCAAGAGGCAGGCCCUGGAGGAGGCCAACGCCGAGCUGGCCGAGGCCCAGGAGAAGCUCUCCCGCAUCAAGAACAAGAUUGCUGAACUCAACGCCAACCUAAGCAACUUGACAUCGGCAUUUGAGAAAGCGACGGCCGAGAAGAUCAAGUGCCAGCAGGAGGCUGACGCUACCAAUAGGGUGAUCUCGCUGGCUAACAGGCUAGUGGGAGGACUGGCGUCAGAAAACGUCCGCUGGGCCGAGUCAGUGGAGAGCUUCAAAAGCCAGGGCGUCACGCUGUGUGGGGACGUCCUGCUGAUCUCUGCCUUCGUCUCCUACGUGGGCUACUUCACCAAGAAAUACCGCAACGAGCUGAUGGAGAGGUUUUGGAUCCCUUACAUAAACCAUUUAAAGGUCCCAGUCCCUAUCACGAAGGGUCUGGACCCCUUGACCCUGCUGACUGACGACGCGGAUGUGGCCUCCUGGAACAACCAGGGGCUCCCCAGCGACCGAAUGUCCACGGAGAACGCCACCAUCCUGUGCAACACGGAGCGCUGGCCCCUCAUCGUGGAUGCCCAGCUGCAGGGCAUCAAGUGGAUCAAAAACAAAUACAGCAGCGAGCUGAAGGCCAUCCGCCUGGGACAGAAGAGCUACCUGGACACCAUCGAGCAGGCCAUCUCGGAGGGGGACACCUUGCUUAUCGAGAACAUUGGCGAGACCAUCGACCCGGUUCUGGACCCUCUGCUGGGCAGGAACACGAUCAAAAAGGGAAAGUACAUUAAGAUCGGAGACAAGGAGGUGGAGUACCACCCGAACUUCCGUCUGAUCUUGCACACCAAGUACUUCAACCCCCACUACAAGCCCGAGAUGCAGGCCCAGUGCACCCUGAUCAACUUCCUGGUCACCAGGGACGGGCUGGAGGACCAGCUCUUGGCCGCCGUGGUGGCGAAGGAGCGCCCGGACCUGGAGCAGCUUAAGGCGAAUCUCACCAAGUCCCAGAAUGAAUUUAAGAUUGUUCUGAAAGAGCUGGAAGAUUCUCUGCUGGCCCGGCUGUCGGCUGCAUCCGGGAACUUCCUGGGAGACACUGCCUUAGUGGAGAACCUGGAGACCACCAAACACACGGCGAGUGAGAUUGAGGAGAAGGUACAAGAGGCAAAAAUCACAGAAGUUAAAAUCAACGAGGCGAGAGAGAACUACCGGCCGGCCGCGGCGAGGGCGUCCCUGCUGUACUUCAUCCUGAACGACCUCAACAAGAUCAACCCCAUCUACCAGUUCUCACUCAAGGCCUUCAAUGUGGUGUUCGAGAAGGCCAUCCAGAAGACGACACCCGCCGACGAGGUCAAACAGCGUGUGAUUAACCUGACAGACGAGAUCACCUACUCGGUGUUCAUGUACACGGCCCGCGGGCUCUUUGAGCGGGACAAGCUCAUCUUCCUCGCACAGGUGGCAUUUCAGGUCUUGUCCAUGAAGAAGGAGCUGAACCCGGUGGAGCUGGACUUCCUCCUGCGGUUCCCGUUCAAGGCCGGGGUCGUGUCGCCCGUGGACUUCCUGCAACACCAGGGCUGGGGCGGCAUUAAGGCCCUCUCGGAGAUGGAUGAGUUCAAGAACCUAGACAACGACAUCGAGGGGUCUGCCAAGCGGUGGAAGAAGCUGGUGGAGUCGGAAGCCCCGGAAAAGGAGGUCUUCCCCAAGGAGUGGAAGAACAAGACGGCGCUGCAGAAGCUGUGCAUGGUGCGGUGCAUGAGGCCUGACCGCAUGACCUACGCCGUCAAGAACUUUGUGGAGGAGAAGAUGGGCAGCAAGUUCGUGGAGGGCCGGAGCGUUGAGUUCUCCAAGUCCUACGAGGAAAGCAGCCCCUCCACCCCCAUCUUCUUCAUCCUCUCCCCCGGGGUCGACCCCCUGAAGGACGUGGAAGCCCUGGGGAAAAAGCUGGGAUUUACCAUAGACAACGGGAAACUCCAUAACGUGUCCCUGGGGCAGGGACAAGAGGUGGUGGCCGAGAACGCCCUGGAUGUAGCUGCGGAGAACGGACACUGGGUUAUCCUGCAGAACAUCCACCUGGUGGCCCGGUGGCUGAGCACCCUGGACAAGAAGCUUGAGCGGCACAGCGCCGGCAGCCACGAAGACUACCGAGUGUUCAUCAGCGCCGAGCCGGCCCCCAGCCCCGAGAGCCACAUCAUCCCCCAGGGCAUCCUGGAAAACGCCAUCAAGAUCACCAACGAGCCGCCCACGGGCAUGUACGCCAACCUGCACAAGGCCCUGGACCUCUUCACGCAGGACACGCUGGAGAUGUGCACCAAGGAGAUUGAGUUCAAGUGCAUCCUCUUCGCCCUGUGCUACUUCCACGCCGUGGUGGCCGAGAGGCGCAAGUUCGGGGCCCAGGGCUGGAACCGGUCGUACCCCUUCAACAACGGGGACCUCACCAUCUCCAUCAACGUGCUCUACAACUACCUGGAGGCCAACCCCAAGGUGCCCUGGGACGACCUCCGCUACCUCUUCGGGGAGAUCAUGUACGGCGGCCACAUCACCGACGACUGGGACCGCCGGCUCUGCAGGACCUACCUGGCAGAGUACAUCCGGGUGGAGAUGCUGGAGGGGGAGAUCCUGCUGGCCCCGGGCUUUCAGAUCCCCCCCAACCUGGACUACAAGGGCUACCACGAAUACAUCGACGAGAACCUGCCCCCCGAGAGCCCCUACCUGUACGGCCUGCACCCCAACGCGGAGAUCGGCUUCCUGACGGUCACCUCGGAGAAGCUGUUCCGCACUGUCCUGGAGAUGCAGCCCAAGGAGACAGACUCGGGGGCUGGCACCGGGGUCUCCCGCGAGGAGAAGGUAAAGGCUGUGCUGGAUGAGAUCCUGGAGAAGAUUCCGGAGACGUUCAACAUGGCCGAGAUUAUGGCCAAAGCCGCCGAGAAGACCCCCUACGUGGUGGUCGCCUUCCAGGAAUGCGAGAGGAUGAACAUCCUGACCAAUGAAAUGCGCCGCUCGCUGAAGGAGCUGAACCUGGGGCUGAAGGGGGAACUGACCAUCACAACUGACAUGGAGGACCUGUCCACAGCCCUGUUCUAUGACACCGUGCCCGACUCCUGGGUGGCCCGGGCCUACCCCUCCAUGAUGGGCCUGGCGGCCUGGUACGCUGACCUGCUGCUCCGCAUCAGGGAGCUCGAGGCCUGGACCACGGACUUCGCGCUGCCCACCACCGUGUGGCUGGCCGGCUUCUUCAACCCCCAGUCUUUCCUCACUGCCAUCAUGCAGUCCAUGGCCAGGAAGAACGAGUGGCCGCUGGACAAGAUGUGUCUGUCUGUGGAGGUGACCAAGAAGAACCGGGAGGACAUGACCGCGCCCCCCCGAGAGGGCUCCUACGUCUACGGGCUCUUCAUGGAAGGAGCUCGCUGGGACAUCCAGACCGGAGUCAUCGCCGAAGCGCGGCUGAAAGAGCUGACGCCAGCCAUGCCGGUCAUCUUCAUCAAGGCCAUCCCUGUGGACCGCAUGGAGACCAAGAACAUCUAUGAGUGUCCCGUGUACAAAACGCGCAUCCGCGGUCCCACCUACGUCUGGACCUUUAACCUGAAGACCAAGGAGAAGGCAGCGAAGUGGAUCCUAGCGGCUGUGGCGCUGCUCCUCCAGGUCUAGCUGGAGAGAGGCCCACGCUGCCCUGGGCCAGGUCCUGACUGCAACUUCAGACUCACAGUUGGGAUCCCAGUCUUGUAACUGUCUUUUAUUCUCACAGGAACUGAUGGCUGCUUUUUGUUCUCCUAAAUAAUUGAGGCACUUCACAAGCACAUCUGGACUCAUCAGAGAGGGGGUGGAUAGGAUUAAAACAAUGAAGCUACUGAGCCAGGCUUGUCUGAUUCACUUGAGCUGGCCUUCAGCUCGGCGCCUGAUGGCCACCAGGGGCCUGGCACAGGCCUGGGGGUGAGGCCCCGAUUCCCAGCAGCCGGAGGAACAUCCCAGGAACCAAACCCCCAAAGCCUGACUUCCUACUGGGGCUGCUGGCUUAAUCUUCCCCCACCAGUGGCCUGGAGGGUUAGAGCUGGAGGCAGUCACACCCUUGGGCCUGAUGCUACAUGUAAACACCCACCACUAAGGGACCAGGGAGUUCUGUUCCUGUAUAAACAGGAGCUGCCACCUCCACAGGCACUGUCCCCUAAAGCAUUCUUGCUUCUCUGAAGGAAGGAAACCUCCCUCGGUUAUGGUAAUGCCUCCUCCCUGCCCCAGAAAUCUGAAAAACAAACUGCUUCCAAAGAGGGGCCAUUUCCAUGCACCUCAAGUACUUCCCUGUCAACUGCCUACUUUCUGAGAUUGCUGGGAACCGGAGGGACCACUUUGAACACAAUAAACCUGCUCAGUUCUGGGCAGCGUCUUCGUUGUCUUUCAGCUCCCGCCCUUCUCCCCAACAGUUCUCACUUACUGCCACCAAAACAGACUUUAAAGCAAAGUCUAUAAUAGACAAGGGCAUCAUAUAAUAAAGGGAUCAAUACAAGAAGAUGUAACCCUCAUUACAGAAGCACCUGAACAUAUAAAGCAAAUGUUAACGCAUGCAAAGGGAGAAACGGACUUCCACACCCAUUUAGAACAAAGAACAGAUCACCCAGAAAAAUCAGAAGGGAACAGCCUGUCUCAAAUGACACAUCAGGCCAGCUGGACUCUCUAGAUAACUAGCACACAUUCCAUCCAACAACAAUGCACACUCUUUUCAAGCGCACGUGGAAUGUUCACCAGGAGGCAUCACGUGCUAGGAAGGAGAUCAGGAAAUACCUGGAGACAACGAAAAUAAAAACACAACUUUCCAACAUCUGUGGGAUAAAGCAAAACCAGUUCUAAGACUUCCAGGAGAUCCCAGUAAUACAGGCCUACCUCAAGAAAUAACAGAAAUGUCACACAACCUAACCCACCCACCAUCUAGGAAUCAAAAUCAGAAAAUGAAGGACAGACACCCAAGUCAGCAGAAGAGGGCUGGCUACUCAGCGGCCAAGAAACCUUGGGGUGAGUGUGUCCUCGGGCACUGCCACCCGGGCUGAGCAUGGCAGUGGGCACCAGGAAGGCCAGGGCCCCCAGCCCCCCUGUGCUUCUGGCACAGGAGACAAGGUUCAGGAAAGGUGCCCCCCCCAUGCCCUCCACACACAGCCUUGCCCACAAGCCAGCAGGGAAGGGACGAGAGGCGGCCCGUCUCAUCGCACCCUGGGCUCCAAGGGGCACAGGUGGCCGCCCGGGUGCUGCUCCUGGAGCUGCCCCGGGGAAGGCUCCUGAUGGCUGGGGGACAGUGUCCCUAUCAGCAGCCAGAAUGACCUCAGCAGGACCACGAGCACCAAGGCCCAGACCUGCCUGACUCUGCGUGGCCGCGCCAACGCACGUAGUUCAGAAAAGCAGCUGGGCUGCCCUUAAGGCUACCCCAGGGGAUGGGUGCAGACAGAACGAGGAGGAGACAAGGAAGGCACCGAGCAGGGCCCACAGACUCCAGAUAACAGACUCCGGCAGGGGGCGGCUCAUGAGCUGGACCCUCAGUGUCUCCUGGCUUAAAAGCAGAGUAAAGGAACCUGCCCCCCCAACCCCACACUCCCCGCGCCAAGGGAUAUCUGCCCUCAUUUUCUAAGUUCACCUUGAUUCUGAAGUUUUGUAAAAACCUUUUGCCAAGGAUUCCCAUCCAAUCCAUGGGUGAAGCAGUCCUCGAAGGCCCACCUCUGAGGCCAGUGAUCUGCAUCCUGGGUCUGGUGGGGCUGAGCCGGAGAGGGAAAAGUGUCCCUCAAAUCCUCCUUCCCUGGGACCAGGAGGGUCCACGCCCCUUCGGAAGCAGAGGUUCUGGCCAGAGUCUGGAUGCCGGGCAGCCGCCUCUGCUGGCCAGGAGGGGUCACUGUAGCCCUUGGUGUCCAGGCUGGAGGGACAGGAGAGCUACCACUCUGCCUAGAGAACAUAGGACUGCCAGUGGCCACCACGCAACUCAUCCUAAUCCCUGGUGAUAACCACAGAAUGGGGAGGUUUUCCAAUUUUGCCUCCAGAGCCUGAAAUAAAACAGUCAUUCAUUCCACACCACACACAGCGGGUCGGCAAAAUUCUCUCCGUACUGUGUGAGACGAUGCACCUUGGAGCCGCAAUCCAGUCUCGGAAACAGACUGGGACGAGCGCUGCGCUGCACCUGAAAGCGCAGCAGCCCCGGGGGGAGAGGGGAGGGGCCCAGGCUGGGCGAUCCCCUGCCCCCAGGACGGUCCUGAAGGCAGGCGGCAGCCACAAGGCAAGCAGGCUGCCUAUCGCUCAAGCCCGGUGUGGCGCAGGCUCGCUCCGGGCCCACAGCCCCUGCAAGAAUGCGAACGCUGUUUACCGAAAGCCUCCCUCCAAACAGAAACCCAGUGCCCGGCACAUUCCCCUGGCUCCCACCUCUGAUCCUCCACAGGACGAUUCAACAGCUGGCUUGAAGUCAGCGUUAACUGAUGUGCCGCUGCUCCAGGCAGCGUGGCCGUGGCCGCGGCUCCACCCCACUCCCCAACCUGUCUGGGCCGGAGACAGGGCCAGGGCUGCUCCAGGCUCAGAUGGGGUGCCCCAGCCCCGGAGCCCGGCCUCCCAGGACCGUGCGCCAACAUGACCAUCGGAGGCCCUCUGCAGGGAGACACGCAGGUCUGGAAUCCUGUUUGUCUCCCCUCACCCCCAACUCCCCGCCACCGCCUUGCCCCUGCCAGGGGUGAGGGCCAAGCCUGGGGCCAGGAGGCCUCCUCCCUGGACCUGAAGCACCAGUCCUCUCUUCAAGCACCUGAAGAUGUGCGGAGCGGGCCACGCCGGGCUGGGAGGUUUUAGAAAUCUGCCCCCGUAGACCCCAGGGGCAGGGGAGGAGUGCCCCGGGUAGAGAAACAGCAGCAGAUAGAAGAGGCAGCUUGGGGGAAAGGAAAGCAGCUGCAUCUCGGCCUUCCAGUAUUUUUUUACUCUCUGAAUUUUUGUGUUAUCUGAAUAAAGUAUAAAGUAAAACGUCGAGAAAAAAAUGAACUGAGAAAAUACAACCUUUUAAAGUGAGACUGAGGAGAGAACCGUGGUCCCAGGACACACACGGGGCAAGCACGGGCCCCGCUCGGCCGCUCAAGCCUCCACCCUGUGCUCCUGCCUGCUCGCUCUCCUUCCCCCACGAGCCCCUCUGCCUGGCUGGACCAGUGGAGUCUGCACCAGCACGUCCCACCCCGAGACUGAUCCGCCUGGGGCCAGGUCAGGGUCUAAAGGGAUCUGAGCCCAGAGGGUCACACAGGAGGGAUCCUAACCCAGAGGGUCACUCAGGAGAGACCCCGCCCCUGGCGGCAGCCCUGGGGGCCGUCCUGCGAGGCUCCUGUCCCCGUGGGACACAGCUGGUGGCCUGGGGCCUCGGGGCUCUCGGCAGGCUCCUGGGUGGGCACAGCAAGUCCCGCCACCAGUCACCAAGACCACCGCGUGUCCGCAGGUGCACGCCAGGAGUGUCGGGGAGACGGAGUCACAGCCUGUCUGAGGCUCUGUCCGCCCUGCACGGCCCAGGCAGCAAGCCUGGGUGCCCCCACUAUGAGUGCUGCCCCUCCGCCCCCGCUGACUCCAGAACCCCGUGCUCCGCGACAGACAGUAGGCACAGAAUCUACCCCGGUGUCCGGCGGCCAUGAGGCCCUGGCCCCAAGGCCGCCUCCGGCCCCCACAUAUGGACGAGCAUAGGCACAUCCCACCACGCUGACCCCACCACGGCCCUCGGACCCGACGGAGGGUGAAAGGGCUGCCUCAUUAGCACCAGGCUUCCAAGCCUUCGAUAACCACCCAUGACCCCAAACACACACCCCUGGGCAGGUAACCAAGGACGGAUCAGAGCGCCCCCAAGUCCCUGCGAGAGGCCCCAGGAUCCCAGCUGGAGAGGACCACCCGUGGCCCCUAGUGACCCCAGGU